Botrytis fragariae is the source of this 1341-nucleotide messenger RNA. RefSeq lists its product as uncharacterized. The transcript has 3 exons. The record is from RefSeq and is a predicted model, not a curated record. Bases 1 to 1341 code for a protein of 446 amino acids. Lineage: Eukaryota; Fungi; Ascomycota; Leotiomycetes; Helotiales; Sclerotiniaceae.
AUGACAGGACAUGAUCGCCACCACGGAAAUUCAAGCCAUCGGCACGAUAACCACAAUGGCAAGAGAAGAGCUGAAGAACAACGUCGUGACCGGGAAAUCCGAGAGGAAUUGAUCAAGGAAUUGAAAGAGCGUAGAAGUAGGAAAGAAAGACGCAGAAUGGCUCGAGAUGUGGUUGAGGGUAAUAUGGGUACACCGUGGUGGUUUGAAAUAAUUGCGUCGCAGAACACAAUCCAAAAUUGGAUGGUCGCAGAAGUACAAUACAAGGAGCUAUGUAACUCCGACGAAGUGAACAAGGCCCAGGAGUUAAAGAAAAUUGCUCGAUUCGUUUAUGAUAGAGAACGGCGACGUUUCGCUUUGGCUGAGGUGGAGAAGAAAUGGAAUGCUAAUAAGGCAGAGAGAGAUAGAUUAAACACUCAAAAAGCAUGGGAAGGUGAGUUCAACCGCUGGAUGGAAGAGCUGGAGGCUGCAGACUCCUACGACAGUCGAUACGCAGGACCUGAUGAAGACGGUGUUACUUGGUCCCCUCAAAGCCUUGUAACUAUCAACGACGAGAUUAGCAAGAGGCAUCUCUCAAGAUGCAUGCCAAGUCUUCGAAAGCCCGCUUCUAGGGGUGCACACUGCAAGGACUGCGAAGAUGAAAAUGAGGUUGGUCAUUUCUGGGGUGAGUACAAUAUGGCCAACAAACUUCAAAAAAACUCUGGUUCCUCUAAAUCCCUCGAUCCAAAUAUCGAUAUGGGCCCUCUUCUGGGCUCCCUACGUUCAUGGAACGAUAUCGAGAAACAGAUAUCUGCAGACAAUCAAAGAGAGGAAGCAAACAAAUCGCCUGCCCAAAAAGCCAAGGAAAAGAAUGAACGAGAAGCACAAGCUUCCAGACACGCUAGACGUAUGCAGAAUCGCGCCGCGAUCGAAAAGGAGAGAAGAACGCCAUGGGAUACCGAGCGAAAGGCGACAGACAGAGCCACAGAGAGUCUAUUUAAUUUUAUUAAAGCUCGACAUCAACAAGCCCAACAUUCCAACGAAUGGGGAAGUAAGAUUGCGUCUAAACUCCAUUCGAAAGCAACACAAGAGCGAAUCGAAGCGGAAGCGAAACAGCAAGUUCUAGUGUUGGAGAGAAAUUUCGAGAUGGCUAGGAAGGCGGAAGAAGAGCGUUGGUUACAGGAACUGGGAGAGAAUCGUAAUGCGAGAAAUGCCAAGAUACAUCUCUCGAGAUGUAUGACCUCGCAAAGCCUCCUAGAGCGAGGAGGCUCUUGUUGCGAGGACUGUAAGUAUGAUUCUAGACUCUCUUACUUGGCGGAAGAGAAAGAGCAACGUAGGCUUAGGGUUGCUUAUGAUGGAAAUUAG